Messenger RNA from Chelonoidis abingdonii (Abingdon island giant tortoise), 2190 nucleotides. NCBI's taxonomy places the organism in Eukaryota, Metazoa, Chordata, Testudines, Testudinidae. The record is from RefSeq and is a predicted model, not a curated record.
CGUCGUCGCGUCUCGCUCUCUCGGCGGCGGCAGGUGACGGUGGCUCGGGCGGGUGUUUGCUCGUCGCUCAGCGGUGAAGAGACGGAGCAGCGCGAGCCAGGCCCGCGGAGAAGUUGAAACGCUAGUAGUGUUCUCUUGUGCAGCUCAGAAGAAUGAGCCAACAGUGGGAAAAAGUACACUAUAUUCUGAUUGGAUACAUUUGAAGAGGACAAUUUUAGUCUUGCGGCAUGCGUCAGCAGGAACCAUACUAAAAAAGAACUCAAGCCAUGUGAAUAAGCAAAAAGUCCUAGAUAAGCCAGUUCCACACUUGAAAGUCAAGAAGCAGAAUUUGAUUAGUUUGGCAAUAUCUUCUAGAGACUACACACAUCUGUGUAAACUAGGAAUGUCUCAGUUUCUCUGCUGAGAGCCAGCAUUCCAAGACAGAAUGAUGGCUGGCUGUGGUGAAAUUGAUCACUCGAUCAACGUGCUUCCCACUAAUAGAAAGACAAAUGAGUCAUGUUCCAAUGCAACACCUUCCCUGACAGUCCCUGAAUGUGCUAUCUGUCUGCAAACGUGUGUCCACCCAGUGAGUCUGCCUUGUAAACAUGUUUUCUGCUAUCUGUGUGUGAAGGGAGCUUCCUGGCUUGGGAAACGAUGUGCACUGUGUCGGCAGGAGAUUCCUGAGGACUUUCUUGACAAGCCAACCUUACUAUCUCCAGAGGAACUCAAAGUGGCAAGCAGAGGCAAUGGGGAAUAUGCUUGGUACUAUGAAGGUAGAAAUGGUUGGUGGCAAUAUGAUGAACGUACCAGUAGGGAGCUGGAAGAUGCCUUUUCCAAAGGUAAAAAGAGUACUGAAAUGUUAAUUGCUGGGUUUUUGUAUGUAGCAGAUCUUGAAAACAUGGUUCAGUAUAGGAGAAAUGAGCAUGGACGUCGCAGGAAAAUAAAACGGGACAUAAUAGAUAUACCAAAGAAGGGAGUGGCUGGGCUUAGGUUGGACUGUGAUUCUAACACUGUCAAUCUAGGAAGAGAGAGCUCUGCUGAUGGCGCAGACAGUACAUCGGCUCUGGGGGCUGCUGCUGCGCAGCCUCUAGCAUCCGUUUCUGCUAGACCCCUAACUUCACUAGAUGGUCAGCUGACGAGUCCUGCAACACCAUCACCUGAUGCAAGCACUUCUUUAGAGAACUCUUUUGCCCACUUACAAAUAAACGGAGACAGCAUGGCUGAAAGAAGUCAUAGGGGAGAGGGAGAGGAAGACCAUGAGUCAUCAUCUUCUGGUAGGGUGCCAGCCCCCGAUACCUCCGUUGAGGAAACCGAAUCGGAUGAUAGCAGCGAUAGUGAGGAUGUGUAUGCUCAACUUCAGCAACACACGUCCUCUGCCCAGCAAAGACACUUGAAUGUGAACGCAAACCAAUCAGUAAUAGAGAGACCAGUGGCAGGGGGUGGGGCAGUAAGCACCAGUGUAAGAUCUAGAAGGCCUGAUGGACAGUGCACGGUAACUGAAGUUUAAAUUUAGAGCCAUGUGUUAAAAACUCAGACCAGUAUCUGUGUAAACUUUCUGUCCAUGCUGGCAUUGCACUCAAACCUAGCAGUGUAUUUGAAGUGGGAGGGGGGAAAAGGGAGAAACAGAUUUGGCCUGUUAACUUAAAGUCUCAACAUGUCUCAGCUGGAAGACUCUUUAAAUGUAAGAAACUGGGGUGUCUUGUUAAUGGUUUGAAAGCUACUUAGCAAUACCCAGUUUUCUUGAAAAUGUCUUUUGUGUUUAUUUUGUAGCAUUUUACCCCGUGGAGAUACUCAGUCCCUUUUUGGCCAAUGUAUAUCCACUGUACAACUCAGAUUGUCUUCAUUAUCUGACUGUUGCAUUAAGUGUCUUACUACUUUCUGCAUGGAUUGAUGUAUGAAAAGAACACUACAGCAAUGUGGGAACAGGCAAGAUGUUGGGUAUGAGCAGGAUGCUUAAUUUAAUGUGAGAAAAUAAUGUGUGAGUUUGGAGUUAAGAUGUGUUUUAUUAGACAAAGCAAUCAUUUUAUCUUCAUGCAAUGGAAAUGUAAAAAUGCUAUUAACUUUUGUUGAAAAUUCUUAUCUGUACACACUUCAUUGCAUUUUCAUUGGCUUUGCUGUCUAGUCCUUGUAGUUUGUUUUUGAGGUCUUUGUUGAUCUGUCUUGUUUUUGUUACAAAAUUUAUAAUUUAAUAAAAACUACACUUUAACAAUC